This is a messenger RNA of Exophiala dermatitidis NIH/UT8656, 2921 nucleotides long. RefSeq names its product glycyl-tRNA synthetase. Lineage: Eukaryota; Fungi; Ascomycota; Eurotiomycetes; Chaetothyriales; Herpotrichiellaceae. Bases 180 to 2288 code for a protein of 702 amino acids. The transcript has a single exon. The record is from RefSeq and is a predicted model, not a curated record. Gene Ontology annotation, cellular component: cytoplasm; mitochondrion. Gene Ontology annotation, molecular function: ATP binding; glycine-tRNA ligase activity. Gene Ontology annotation, biological process: mitochondrial glycyl-tRNA aminoacylation.
GCGUGUUCGUGUGUAACAAAUGCUAUACGGAGAAAGUAGUCUCCGAACAUUGCACCACAAAUUUUGGUGACUCCUUCAUUGAGGGACCACUCGUAACCCAGCUCCGCCGUCAUUCAUUGCCUGCGCUCACUCUUCGCAAGUCUCGCAGGAGUGCCUUUUAUGCUCCCUGUGUCUCGUACAUGCGCCCUCUGAGCCUGUUAUCGAGAGCGACCAAAGGCCACCACUUUUCCUCGGAAUUUGUGAGAUCGUUCGGUUCGACAUCAUCUGCGCUCCGGUUUCAACCCAUCAAAGCCAGCAAAAAAGCACCCGUCAAGAUGGCGACCAGUACCACCAAGACCGGGCAGCCGUUAGAUCGGGCAGCUCUCGAGCCGGUGCUGCGUCGGAGGAUGUUCUACACGCCUUCGUUCGAGAUCUACGGAGGAGAGCGUGGCCUGUACGACUACGGUCCGCCAGGCUGCGCCCUGCAAGCCAACGUGGUGGAUUUGUGGAGGAAACACUUUGUCCUGGAAGAAGACAUGCUUGAGGUCGACUGCACCAUGCUGACGCCCGAGGCGAUCCUUCAGACAAGCGGCCACGUGGAGAAGUUUGCCGACUGGAUGUGCAAGGACCCCAAGAGCGGCGAGAUCUUCCGAGCGGACCAUUUGGUCGAGCAGGUCCUCGAAGCGAGGCUGAGGGCAGACAAGGAUGCUCGUGGUCAGACGAUCGAGGUCGACGAGGCCAAAGAGGCCAAGAAAAAGAAGAAGAUUAAGGACACUGAAAUCAAGAAGCUCGACGACGCCGUGGUCAAGGAGUACGAAGAGACUCUGGCCAAAAUCGACAACUAUGGAGGAGACGAGCUUGGAGACCUUAUCAAGAAAUUCGACAUCAAGGGCCCAACCACCGGUGCUGAUUUGGAUCCUCCCAAGGCGUUCAACCUCAUGUUCCAGACUCAGAUUGGUCCCAGCGCUGACAAGCCAAAUGGCUAUCUUCGUCCGGAGACGGCUCAGGGCCAGUUCUUGAACUUUCAGAAGUUGUUGGAGUUCAACCAACAGGGCAUGCCAUUCGCUUCGGCGUCCAUUGGCAAGUCGUUCCGAAAUGAGAUUUCCCCGCGAUCCGGUCUCCUACGAGUGCGCGAGUUCUUGAUGGCCGAAAUCGAACAUUUUGUCGAUCCCAAGAGUGGCAAGAAACACCCUCGCUUCGAAGAGGUCAAGGAUGUCAAGUUGACUCUUUUGAACCGGAAAACGCAACUCUCUGGCAGCACCAAACCCGACGUGCUGUCCAUUGGCGAGGCAGUGUCUUCUGGAGUUGUGGACAAUGAAACGCUCGGCUAUUUCUUGGUCCGCAUUCAGGAUUUCCUGUUGAAGCUCGGGAUCGACCAUUCGAAACUGCGGUUUCGGCAACACAUGGCCAACGAGAUGGCCCAUUAUGCCGCCGACUGUUGGGACGCCGAAUUGUUUACCACUUACGGCUGGAUCGAGUGUGUUGGCUGCGCCGACCGAAGUGCGUAUGAUUUGACCGUGCACGCCAAAAAGACGGGAGCCCCGCUCGUGGUGCGCGAAACCUUGGCCGAGCCCCUUGUUAUUGAAGAGUACCAGAUCGACCUGGAGCGCAAGAAGUUGGGCCCCAAGUUCCGCAAGGACGCCAAAGCCGUCGAGGCCGCCGUGGAUGCUUUGUCGCAAGAGCUGCGUGAGAAGUUGUCCCUGGAGCUGGAGAAGAACGGCAAGAUCGAGGUGCAGACGCCUGGUGUGGGCAGCGGCACGACCGAACUCGACAAGGACCUGAUCAAGAUCGAAAAGAGGAAGCGAACCGAACAUAUCCGCGAAUACACGCCCAACGUGAUCGAGCCCUCGUUUGGAAUCGGUCGCAUUUUGUACAGUUUGAUGGAGCAUGUCUACUGGACCCGCGAAGGCGACGGCGCCCGUGCCGUCUUGUCGUUCCCCCCGACCGUCGCGCCUACCAAGGUCCUGCUCGUCCCCUUGUCCAGCCACCCGGAUUUCAAGCCCUUCGUCAAGAAGUUGACCACCCGUCUGCGGCGCACUGGUAUCUCCAACCGGGUCGACGACUCUUCUGCCAGCAUUGGCAAACGAUAUGCUCGCAACGACGAGCUCGGUACCCCCUUUGGCAUCACCAUCGACUUCCAGACCGUCAAGGACGGUUCCUUAACGCUAAGAGAACGUGACUCGACCAAGCAAGUCCGAGCCAGUGAGGACGAGAUCAUCGCCGCCGUCAAGUCCCUGGUCGAUGGGGAGGAGACUUGGGAGGAUGUUUUCAAGAGAUUGCCUGUGUUUGAGGGACAAGACCUCGAAUAGACGGAGAGAGUGCGUCUGAUGGAACAAAAUAACGAGACGGCAAGUGCAGAGACGUCUUAGACACUAGGAUUCCUUUUUGGUCAAUGAUGCUCUUCUGCGUUGCUCCUGUUUUCAUAAUCAUGUAACCAGCUCUUUUCUUUUCUUUUGUUCCUCAGAAGAAAGAAAAAGGCACAACCUGUGAUGGUGCCAUCAUUUGACCUGCCACAGCCGGAAGGCCAGAUAGAUUGAGCACCUCGGAGAUGACGGCCAGAGCACCGUGGCGGGAAAUCGCUGGGCCAUGGACUCCAAAACUGAAUCAAGACGUGAAUGAUAAAAUGUUACAAAAUUAAGCAUGCCAUAAAAAGAAAUGGAACCGAAUUGCAAAAGAUGGAAACUAUUUGUAUAAGAAAGCAUUCAAAUGGAGAUAUAGCUGCCAGCAACAAUGUACCGCAGCUGUGCUCAACUUAUUGUAGAACAGGCAGAGACGUCCUCCCAACAUGUUCGGGUGCCAGUUGUUGUGUUAUACGGUUAUAAUAUACCUAACCUAGCUCUACGCCUCGCACCUAGACUAGACAACACGCUGGGCCGCCUUCCUCAUAUCAGUCCUCCAGUCCUCGAAAUAAGGCUUCAUCAACCCCAUCACCUGUUCCUUAG